UAUCAGAAGCAGUUUUCUGUUGUGGAACUCCGGGGCUUUGCUUGUUAAGGUGAUUUAACUGCUGAACAUUAAUCCAAUUCACCAUCUGAGGGUUUUAACCGAAUGGAGAGAGAAUCGAGUAAUGUAGCGAUUGAAAUAGAACGUUUAGAGAGAGAAUGGAUUAAGAUGCUUCAAAAUGUGAAACCUCCAGAGGUAGAUGAAAUCGAUAUGCAAAGCAUUUAUAGGGUACCAGCAAAUAUUCGUCAAAAUAAUCCCAAAGUCUACACACCUCUAAUUUUUACAAUUGGCCCUUAUCAUCACAACAAUUUAGAGGCAAUGAAAAAGCUUAAACUCAAAUAUCUGAAGGGAUUUCUGAAUCGAACACAACUACCUAUGAGAGUAUUUGUUGACAAAAUUAAAGAGAUGGAAGAAAGUAAUAUUAUUCGAACCUGUUAUGCAGACACUAUUGAAUGUAAUGAUAAUUUCUUAAAGAUGAUUUUAGUUGAUGCUUGCUUCAUAAUUGAGCUUUUUCUAAGAUCGAAUAGAAAAAGUGACUGGAAGGAAAAAGACCCUUUGAUUCAAAAACCACGGAUGCUAGGCUAUAUUGAGCUUGACUUGCUAUUAUUGGAAAAUCAACUUCCUUUUUGUGUUCUUGAACAACUUCACAAGCUCACUGAUAUGAAUGAGAAAUUUCUUGACAUCACUUUAAACUAUUUUGAGAACAGACUUUUCGGAGACGUGCGUCCAAGAGAGAAUCCAAAACACUUCACUGAUUUGUUAAGAUCUUCUAUAAUAUCAUCAUCAAAACUUGGUCUUGAAAAACUGGAGCGAUGCAAAGAAGUUAAACAUGUAUACAGUGCAAGCCAACUAAUGGAGGCUGGUCUUGAGUUUGAGGUUAGUCCAUAUAAAAGCUUUAUUGACUUGACAUAUUCUAAACAUGGAGUGUUGAGCAUGCCACUCUUGAAUAUACAUGACAAUACAGAACUGUUGUUCAGGAAUAUGAUGGCUUAUGAACAUUGCCACCUUUCUGCUACAAACAUCAUUACUCAAUAUGUAGUGAUUCUAGCUUUUCUUAUCAAUACUGAAAAGGAUGUGAACCUACUUGUUGAAAAGAAAAUUAUUGUCAAUUGGACCGGUGAUGCUAAAAAGGUGGCUACUAUGUUUAAUAAUCUAACCUCACAACUUAGCAUCCCAGAUUUCAAUUCACAUUAUUUCUCCAUCUGUAAUAUCUUAAAUGAAUUCUAUGAAAAUCCUGGCAACAAGUACAAGGCUAUCUUCAUACACGAGUACUUCAACACUCCUUGGAAAAUAGCAUCUACUACGGCUGCAAUUGUGCUACUUUUGCUCACGUUUAUUCAGACUGUAUGUUCAAUCAUCUCAGUGGUUCAAAGUAAUUGAAGAGAGGAUUCAUUAAAUAAGAAAAAAGAAAGUCACUUGUUAGGAAAGUAUUUGAUUAUUGUAUUUGAGUGUCUUAGUAUAAGGAAAACUUUGUUAUGUUAUAUACUGUGUUGUUGAUGACUAUAAUAUCUCUUUCUUUAAAUGAAUUCUAUGAACAUCCUUGCAACAAGUACAAGUCUAU
This is a messenger RNA of Vigna umbellata (rice bean), 1558 nucleotides long. The record is from RefSeq and is a predicted model, not a curated record. NCBI's taxonomy places the organism in Eukaryota, Viridiplantae, Streptophyta, Magnoliopsida, Fabales, Fabaceae.